GUAAGUGUAGUGCAUGCUCUAAACUAGAAAUUAUCACAAAUUAAUUUAGUUUACUUCUAAAAAUAUACCUACAUUGUUCAUACAAUUGAAUUAUGGAGAAUGGUACUGCUGGAGAAAAUCCAAUAAGGAUUAAUAAAUAUGCCUGUGCUUGUGCUAUUGUUGCUUCCAUGAUAUCUAUCAUCUUUGGUUAUGAUACCGGAGUGAUGAGUGGAGCGAUGAUUUUUGUGAAAAAGGAAUUCAAAAUCAGUGAUGCAAAAACAGAGGUUCUAGCAGGGAUACUUAAUUUAUGUGCUUUAGUUGGGUCACUCAGUGCUGGAAGAACCUCUGAUUAUAUUGGCAGACGUUACACUAUUGUUAUAGCUUCUGUAAUUUUCUUGUUAGGAUCUGUUGUAAUGGGAUACGGUCCAAGUUACGCGGUUUUAUUGAUAGGUCGAUGUGUUGCUGGAGUUGGUGUUGGUUUUGCACUUAUGAUUGCACCUGUUUAUUCAGCUGAAGUUUCAGCUCCAUCCACGCGUGGAUUUCUGUCAUCUCUACCAGAAGUUGGAAUUAGCAUUGGGAUCUUACUUGGUUAUUUGUCUAAUUAUAUUUUCUCCGGAUUGCCUCUGAGACUUGGAUGGAGAAUUAUGUUAGGAAUUGCAGCAAUUCCUUCGCUUUUCUUGGCGAUUGGCAUUCUCAGAAUGCCAGAGUCUCCUAGAUGGUUGAUCAUGAAAGGCCGUCUAGGAGAAGCCAAGGAAAUAAUGUACAAAGUUUCAAACGACCCUGAAGAAGCUGAAUUUCGAUUGAAGGAGAUUAAAAAAGCUAUGGGCAUUGACGAAAAUUGUGAUGAUGAGAUAGUUAAAAUCCCGGAUUCAGUGAAGGCACAAGGGGAGGGUGUUUGGAAAGAAUUGUUGCUAAAGCCAACAAAAUCACUGAGAUGGAUUUUAAUUGCUGGUAUAGGAAUUCAUUUCUUUGAACAUGCAACUGGCAUUGAAGCUGUCAUAUUAUAUAGUCACAAAAUAUUUGACAAAGCAGGAGUACAUGACCAUAAGCACCAAAUUCUUGCUACAGUUGGUGUUGGAUUAACUAAGCUCACAUUCAUACUGUUGUCGACUAUCUUGAUUGACAGAGUUGGUAGGAGAAAGCUUUUGUUGACGAGUUUAAGUGGUAUGAUUGUGACAUUAACAGGACUUGGGAUUUUCUUGACUUUGGCAGAGCACUCUGGUGGCAAACUCAUAUGGGCUUUGGUUCUUAGCAUAAUUACAACUUAUGGAGUUGUGAUGUUUUUCAACAUUGGGCUUGGUCCCGUUACUUGGGUAUAUACCGCUGAGAUUUUCCCUCUUAAGUUUAGGGGUUUAGGAGUUGGAAUUGGUGUCGCAGUUAACAGGUUGAUGAAUGCAACAGUUUCUAUGAGUUUUCUGUCAAUUUCUGCAGCAAUUACGACUGGUGGUGCUUUCUUCAUGUUUGCUGCGAUAUCAGUCAUCGCUUUGAUCUUUUUCUACUUUUUCUUGCCUGAGACUAAAGGAAAGUCUUUGGAAGAAAUGGAAGCUCUUUUCACUAGAGGAGGCACAUGUUCUAACCAUGUUAGCAAAGAAGUGGAGAUUGGAAAAUAUUGAUUCUUGAUCAACUUUUGUGUAGCUAUCCUUGAAUUUUCAUAGAAAAAUAUGCCCUUUUUACUGUUGAGAUAAAUUUUUGUAAUCAAUCCAGUUAUGUAUUAGUUAUAAACAUUAAAUUGCAGCUUCUUGUUACUAA
Molecule: messenger RNA, 1728 nt
Organism: Solanum pennellii
Lineage: Eukaryota; Viridiplantae; Streptophyta; Magnoliopsida; Solanales; Solanaceae
Product: probable polyol transporter 6
Exons: 2
Coding region: 93-1592 (499 amino acids)
Biological process (GO): transmembrane transport
Cellular component (GO): membrane
Molecular function (GO): myo-inositol:proton symporter activity
Source: RefSeq, a predicted model, not a curated record